CGCUUAAGCCAUUCGCGCUCGCUCCUCUGGCUUUUGUUCAUCGGUUUCCAACCGCACGCCUCAUAUCGGGGGAUCGAAGCCACUGCGACUGAGCAAAACGCGCUCGUUAGAGGCAGCAGCCACUCGUGUGUUCGUGUAAAGACUUCUCUUACCUCUCGCAGGACGUGGAUACUGAACUAGUCUCACCAGUGGAUUUUUGGUGCUCGAUUCCUCAUUAACUUAUUCACAAACUAGACAUGGAGAACGAUAAAUAUCUCCCGCAGCUUAUGGCGGAGCGAGACAGCCUGGACUCAUCGUUCACACACGCCAUGAAACUUCUGUCGGCAGAAAUCGAGAAGGUUGAGAAAGGGGACACCGAAAAAGACCCGGAAAACUACUUGGACCUGUUCACAACAAAAAACAUCAAACUCAAAGAAAGAGUUCUCAUACCAGUCAAACAGUACCCUAAGUUUAACUUUGUUGGGAAGAUCCUCGGACCACAGGGAAACACUAUCAAGAGACUGCAGGAGGAGACGGGUGCAAAGAUCUCGGUUCUUGGCAAAGGAUCAAUGAGGGACAAAACCAAGGAGGAUGGCUUGAGGAAAAGCGGAGAGCCGAAAUAUUCCCAUUUGUCGAUGGAGCUUCAUGUUUUCAUUGAGGUCUUCGCUCCCGUUCCCGAUGCAUAUCUGCGCAUGGCACAUGCCAUGGGAGAGAUCAAGAAGUUCCUGUUCCCUGACUUGAUGGAUGAUAUUUGCCAGGAGCAGUUUAUGGAGAUGAAAUUUCUAAACGGAGGACAAGAACCUGGAGGCAGAGGUAGAGGAGGACCACCGGUCAGAGGCCGUGGAGCCCCUCCACCUUCCGGAGCACCCAGGGGUCGUGGUAUGCCCCCACGCGGAGCCGCUCGCGGUGGACCCCCUCGAGGCGCAGCUGUAAGGGGAGCUCCGGCAGGAAGAGGCGGACCUCCGACCCAACCGGCCAGAGGGGCUGCUGCUACCCGUGCCCGUCCACCUGCCCCUGCGGCACAGAGGAUGGCCCCACCACCAGCCUCGCAUCCUCCGGCCCAAGAGACAUACGAAGAAUAUUCUUACGAUGAGAACUACACAGAGGCGCCCUAUGAAUCCUAUGACAGCUAUUACACUCAGCCGCAGGCAGAACCAGAAUACUAUGAUUAUGGGCACGGAGAAACGCAGGAGGGGUAUGAAAGCUACGCUCAGGAUGACUGGAACGGGACACAGCGCACCGCAGCCGCCCCCGCCGCCGGCGGUGGAAAAGCUCCACCUCAGAGACAGACCAAGCCCGGAUACAGGGAGCAUCCCUAUGGACGAUACUAAGUCUGACUUGCCGAACGUCACCCGACACGUCGCCAUGACAACUGUCUCCCAUGGCAGCUCACGCUUUAAGCUACCCGACAAAAGUAAUUGUCAGUUUGUUUUUAGGUUUUUGUUUUUCGGACUUUUUCAAAGACAACUCAACAAAUCGGCAUUUGCCUCAAGAACCGACAGAACGAUUAGAAGGGAUAGAUUUUAAACAUGGCUGUUUUGUUUCUUUUUGCCGAUAUCUUUUCCUCUGCUCAUACACCUGCCCUUGCUUUUUUGCAUUUGUCGUUGGUAAAAGUUUAUGUUCCAAUGGAUAUGGAAAAAAGUAUUUAGUUUAAAGGUAAAGCCUAACAACUGUACAGUCAUUUUCUAUGUGUCCCAGGACACCACUUAAGUUCUUCAACUUGUGUUACGUAAAAAAACAGGUGCAGUUGCAGAUUCCCAUGUAGGCUACAUUUCAAAAUUCUGUUUUAAUAGUAGCGUAUCAAAAAGACCCUUAAACGUAAUGUCUGUUUUGUAAUAAGGACUAUAAAUUUUAUUUAAAGGAAAAAUGUCUUUAAUCCUGCUUUCGACACCUGUUGAUUAUUCCUCAUUUGAUUUAAAUAGUCUUAAAAGCUGUAAAUUAAGAUUUAGCUUUCAAUAUUUUUCCUUGUACCUUUUUUAGAGUUUUGAAAUAUAGCCCAGUUAGACGCUGUCGAGAUGGACUGUCCUCAAAUCCUUAAUUUGUUAAAAUAACAUCAUGUUACUCUUCGAAACUGUUAUGUAGAAUAACACAUGUUUGGCUACUUAUCUGUUUAAAAGGCAAACAAAUAUUUCAAAUGCGUCAGAUUACAAUGGAUGUCACCAUGCUACAGUAUAUAAACUGCAUGCACAAACUGCUUAAAAAAAAAGAAGAAAAGGAUUUGGGCAACAAUCUCCACAAGGGUCAUCUCUUUCUUAUGUAAAGGGAUACUGCAGCUAAAACCAAGUCACAUUGUACAUAGUUAAAAAAUAAAGAAAAAAAACCAACCCACAUCCAAAUUGUACUUUACUGCCAUUUAGUAUUUGUAUCCUCUCCAUAAAAUGCAGAAUGACAUGUGUAAGCUUGCCUAAAUAGGUAACUAAAUCUGUCCAAAACAUGUUUUGCAGAAGUUGUCAAUAAAGCCUAGUUUGUUUUUUAUGAAACUUUAACCUGGUUUAUUUUUCUUUGUCAUCAUAAAAGCUGAAAUGGCCUUUUAAAUAACUCAUAACCUCCGGUUACGGCUUUUCUUCCUCUUCAAAAACAGAUUUUAAAUUUAAACUACAAUGCAUGUAGUCUGAAGACGUAAACGGCACUAAAGGAGUCUGUUUAAAGUGUUUGAUUUGACAAUUAAAAGCACACCUUUAAUGUUUCUCUCUCUUUUUAUACUUAAAAAGGACCCUAGAGGUAAGACCUGUGCUCUUUAAAAUAACCUGGAUAGCUUCCUAAUGUCUAUAGAGAGAGCUAAAGCAUUCGAUGCUGGGUAUGUAUUAAACUUUUCUUGAAUGACAUUUUAUUUUUGGUCUUACUCAGAAUGGGACAUGUAUUGACUAGACUGAAAUAACUUGAAUAUAAAAGUGGGACCGUAUAUAUUUGUCAAGUCUGAUGCAAAGGCUGCUUAUAGUAAAGAGGGCAGGAGAGGACUGUUAAACUGUUAAGUGCAGCAUUGUAAAGGUAAACCUAACCCUAAAUUUGUAAGUUGCUAGUAUGUACUAUUAUUCACUUAAAACUUUAAAAGAUUCAGUCGUUCAAAAAUUAAAAGUAAAAAACACAAUUCUACCAACACGCAGUAAUAGUUUGCUUUAAAAUAUUUGUCUGCUAACCUUCUAGACCAGACUUGUAAUGCAACUCAUGCUAAAAGGGUUCAGUAUCAAAUCAUCUGUAUUUGUAAUGCUGCUCCUGUUUUUUCUUUUGCAAAAGCAGUGUGAUUGUGUAACGUACUCGGAAAAACACAAAUGUCCUGACGAGGGAAAAAAUUACAAGGGAAAGCUUGAGUUGCAUGACUCAAACUUUGCAGAUUGCAUGUGCUUUUGUUUAAUACUAUAUACUUCAUCCAAGCCAUGUUUGACUGUUUGCUCAUAACUUUCUCUGUUCCCUCAGGAUCCGGCGCCCAGCCCUUCCUGGAAAUGAAAUUGGUUUUAACAAGGACGUGAGACCUCUGGCCAGG
This is a messenger RNA of Misgurnus anguillicaudatus (oriental weatherfish), 3460 nucleotides long. It is a transcript of the gene khdrbs1b, whose product is annotated as KH domain containing, RNA binding, signal transduction associated 1b. Gene Ontology annotation, biological process: regulation of alternative mRNA splicing, via spliceosome. Gene Ontology annotation, molecular function: poly(A) binding; mRNA binding. NCBI's taxonomy places the organism in Eukaryota, Metazoa, Chordata, Actinopteri, Cypriniformes, Cobitidae. Gene Ontology annotation, cellular component: nucleus. The record is from RefSeq and is a predicted model, not a curated record.